AUGUCUUUAAUCAAGAGCCACUCCUUUUUGGCUUCUUUGAUGAUUCUUGUGGCACUCUUCGGCGUUGUUGCCAUUGGAGACUCUUUGGUCUCCGAGUACAACAGAGACUACAACAAGAUCACUGAAGUCACUCCCAACAUCUUCGAGCAGUGUGAACCAUCUAACCCACAAGAUAGCUACCAAACCGGGUCUGAAACUGUUACUCUAACGAAACCGAGAGUCCAAAAUUUUAUAUGUGGAGUUUCUGGUCACUGCGGCAUAGGAAGAAAGCUUAAAAUCUCUAUGGGUCCUGUUGCAGCUCCUGUUCCUAGACUUUUUGGGUCACCAAGCUCAUCCUCGUCUCCUUCACUGCCUCAAUGGGCUGAUUCACCUGUUAAUAAUGGUCCAAAUAUCAGAUGA
Molecule: messenger RNA, 399 nt
Organism: Eruca vesicaria subsp. sativa (arugula)
Lineage: Eukaryota; Viridiplantae; Streptophyta; Magnoliopsida; Brassicales; Brassicaceae
Source: the annotation of a GenBank genome assembly